Messenger RNA from Tetranychus urticae (two-spotted spider mite), 1295 nucleotides. RefSeq names its product integrator complex subunit 12. Gene Ontology annotation, cellular component: integrator complex. NCBI's taxonomy places the organism in Eukaryota, Metazoa, Arthropoda, Arachnida, Trombidiformes, Tetranychidae. Gene Ontology annotation, biological process: snRNA 3'-end processing. The record is from RefSeq and is a predicted model, not a curated record.
UGAUUGUCACUGUCUGGCUUCCUGUGAAAGGAAUCCUUUGGAGUAUUAGUUUAGUUUAAUGUCAAAGCUGAUGUUGCUGAGUUAUUCUGUGUUUUCUCACUUUAUCUUCAAAUGUCCAGCAAUACGGAAUUUGCUCCAUUGUUUUGUAAAGCUAUUUCGCUUCUUCAUUCUACUUCAAAGUCAUCUACUGACCAAUUAAAAAGUCUCCUAGAUGAAUAUCUAGCUCUUAAAACUGAUAAAAAUGUUACAAUCGAUUCUAUUAAGCCAUCUGAGAGUAAGAUUAAAGAGCCCCAAAAGAGACCGGCCAAGCCUCUUCCUGCCAUAGUAAAAGCAAAGAAAAAUAAAUCACACUCGUCACCAUCAUCACGCAAUCCCAGUCCUGAACCGGUAAAAUUAAAAAGUUCUCCACCUCAGAUUACUCCAGAAGAGCCUAUAUUAAAAGUAAAUAAAGAAGAAGAUUCAGAUGCUACUGACAUCGAGGAUGAAUCUACUGAUGUCGGCGACUUCGCUCUCGAAAUGGGUCUCGCUUGUAUUGUAUGCAAACAAUUAGAUUUUUCUCCUGGUAAUCAACCUGUUGAGUGCUCAGAAUGUCAUAAUUUGUACCAUCAAGAGUGUCAUAAACCCCCAAUAACUGACAGAGAUGUUAGCGAUCCAAGAAAUGUUUGGUAUUGUGCCAAGUGUACUAAAAAUAUGGAAAAAGCGUCGAAAAAGAGUGCUAGAGCAAAUAAUAAAAGUCCUAUUUUAACAAGCUCUGCAUCUUUUCAAUCAGCUGUGAACAGUGGCCGUGAAACGGCCUUUCAAUUGAUAAAGGCAAAAGCUGCUGAAAGUCACUCGUCAUCAACUGUCACCAGUAAUAUCAUGCAACCCUUUAAAAGGGUGGAGAUUAAAAUUCCCCAAUCACCUGGCUCAAGUGGUCCUGUUAAUCAAAAUCCAACUACACCCACCAAACCAAUUGGUUUAGCUGGUCUAGCUGCUAAUCUUAGUCGCAAUACAUCAUCCCCUUGUGUCUCAUCUCCAAGCACAGUUAAUAGCAAUCCAUCAAUAACAUCAUCAUCAUCAUCGUCAUCCAUACCUCCAUUUAAUUUAAAUGCAUCAAUAUCAUCAUCUUCAUCAACCACCAACUCGACAAGUUCAUCAGUCCCAUCAACAACUUCUGCUAAUUUAUCGAAAGCUGACAAAAGAAUUGCUCAGAUGAAGAAGAAAGCAGCAAAUAAAAAAAUGCUAUCAACUAGUAAAUAACAAACUAUGUCAAAAAAGGAUUAAAGCAAAUUCCAAAUUAUUUUCAAAUUUUUUAA